Yamadazyma jaroonii is the source of this 3120-nucleotide messenger RNA. The record is from the annotation of a GenBank genome assembly. Lineage: Eukaryota; Fungi; Ascomycota; Pichiomycetes; Serinales; Debaryomycetaceae.
AUGGGUGUGAAUUCAUUAUGGGAUAUUCUCGGACCUACGGCUAGGACGGUUCGAUUAGAGGCAUUAACCAGACGUAAAUUGGCCGUAGAUGCCUCCAUUUGGAUUUACCAAUUCUUAAAAGCUGUAAGAGAUAGUGAAGGGAAUACCUUACAUCAAUCUCAUAUAGUAGGAUUCUUUAGAAGAAUAUGUAAAUUGCUAUAUUUUGGUAUUCUACCGAUUUUCGUAUUUGAUGGUGGAGCCCCAGCUUUGAAGAGAGAAACUAUUCAAAAGAGAAGAGAAAGGAGAGAAGGCAAACGAGAGAGUGCUAUUGAGACUGCCCAUAGAUUAUUAGCAAUCCAUGUGCAAAGACAGUCGAAGAAACGAACUAUCACUAACGAUGACGAGGUAACGUAUUUGGACGACUUAUCAAUGACACAUCCUCAACAUGUGGCCGCAGCUCCUCGGGCAAAGAGAUUUAUAGCCAAAGAUGAGUAUCAUUUACCCGACUUGAAGAAGAUCAAAGUAAGAGACACAGAUGAAAGAUUAAUGCCUGAAGAAGAGUUCAAUGAACUAGCAGGUGAAUCAUUUGAUGUGGUAGACGGAAUAAAUAUCAACGAAGUGGACCCAAAGUCCGAAGAAUUCUCCAAACUUCCAAUGCCUACUCAGUAUAUGAUUUUAUCCCAUCUUAGACUUAAGUCGAGGUUAAGAUUGGGUUAUACUAAAGAACAGCUUCAACAAAUAUUUGAUGAUUCCAUGGAUUUCUCGAAGUUUCAAAUCCAGCAAGUCCAAAGAAGGAACUUCUUCACUCAAAGAUUAAUGGAUGUCAGUGGAAUGGGAGAUGAUGGUAAUGCCACACGUAGAAUAGCCGGUGAGAAGGAUAGGAAGUAUACAUUGAUGAGAACUAAUGAUGGAUGGGCAUUAUCUUUGGGUGAAGGCAGUGAAAACCGACCUAUUGAAAUCGAGGAUCAAAAGGAUGGACUCUAUGAUAAUGUUGAAUUAAGUACACAAAUAAAGGAUACACGAACACCACCGAAAAAGUCAACUCUAAAGGUCUUUGCAAAGCCGGUGAAGAAACAAACUCAGAAACAGGAUUUGAAGAAGUAUGCAAGUCAACCAGUCGCUCCACAGCAACCAAUGAAACUAGAAGAAUUGUCAGAUUCAGACGAUGAUUUUGAAGAUAUUCCUUUAGUUGAUGAGGCUCCUCAUUCUGAAGUAAAGGUAGAAAUGGAAGAAGAUCCUGAACAACAGGAGGUAGAAAAGGCUCUUGUAGCUUCUAUUUAUGACCAAUACAAAGACGAGCAACCACAAGAUGAAGGGUUUUCACAGGGUGACCUUCAGAAAGCCAUUGAAGAGUCGAAGAAGGAUCUUUUCAAGAUGGAAGAUCAAAUAAAGGAAAGUGAUAUGCAAGAACUGACAACUGAUCUUGAUUUCACACUGUCUGUGUUAUUUGGUCCUCCGGUUUCCGAAGCAUCAGCUCCUGCUUCCUCGAACACGGUUGAGGUCCGUGAUUUACCUAGCAAGGUUACUGAGUCAACAAGUAUUCUAGGGAAAAAAGAAUACAACUCGCCAGUGAAGAUACCAAAAGAAUUUCAUCCAGUCAUCCCACAGGUAACCACUGUCACAAUAGAUGAGUUACCUGACGAUAAAUCUAAAGAAACAGAUAUCAAAGAAAUUGAAGCAAUCAUUGAUAGUGAGGAUGAAAAGGCGGAAAAGAAACGCAAGAAUAAGAUGCCUGACUGGUUUAAUGAUAAGCUUGACCAACAAGCUUAUAGCUACAAAGUUGCAGACCUUCCAUCCAGGGAAGAAAUAGCUCAAGAAGAUGAAGAAGCUGGUUUGAUAUCGUGGAACGAUGCUAAACAUAUGUUGGAUCAACAAGAGGAGGUUGAAGAUGAUUCUGAGGAAGUUGAAAUCACCAAAGUUACAUUUCCUAAGAAUGAGAAUGAAGUUGUGGAUUUAGUGGAGGAUACUGACACUACUAAGGCGGAAGCAGAUAAGAAACUGGAGCUAGAGCGUGAACCGGAUAAUUCAGGGGCCAUAGAGGCAACGGAACCAAAGCUGUCUAUUCAUAGAAGCACAGAAGAAGAAUCCAUAACAGAAAACCUCAUCCCUGAGGAAGCUUCUUUACUGAACAAAAAUAAAACUCAUAAGCCCAAGCAGGAUUUCUUAGACUAUGAGUUCAUCGAAGAUGAUGAUAAAGCUAUUAACCAACAAUUAGCUUCAGAGUAUCAAGAUCAUGAAGAUUUGAAGAAUCAAAUCAAAAUCUCUCUGGAGAUUCCCCUCAACUCCAAUACAUCUGUUACGGAUGAACAGCUUCUCCAAGAAAGGUUACAAAAGCAAAAGAGAGAUGCCGAAGAAGUUACCGAAACCAUGAUCAAUGAUGUCCAGGAGCUUUUAAGAAGAUUUGGAAUCCCUUUCAUCACCGCUCCCAUGGAAGCUGAAGCUCAAUGUGCUGAAUUAUUGAAACUUGGGUUGGUAGAUGGAAUCAUCACCGACGAUAGUGAUUGUUUCUUAUUCGGAGGUGACAGAAUCUACAAGAACAUGUUCAAUCAAAAGCAGUAUGUUGAAUGUUACAUGAACAGUGAAUUACAAAGAAAUCUUGGUUUGGACCAACACAAAUUGAUCGAACUAGGUUUAUUACUAGGCAGUGAUUAUACCGAAGGGAUCAAAGGAAUAGGGCCAGUUCUUGCUAUGGAGAUUUUAGCCGAAUUUGGUAAUCUAGUAAACUUCAAGAAAUGGUUUGAUAAUGCAGCUGUAGGUCAGAUUGAUUCCUCCACCACUUUAAAGAAGAACUUAGCCACCAGGGUCAAAACUGGAAAGCUUUUCCUCCCACCGCUGUUCCCAGAUCCUAUAAUAUUUGAUGCUUAUACUACUCCAGAAGUGGAUUCCAGUAAAGAUCCUAUAAAAUGGGGUAUACCCGAUCUAGACCAAAUCAGAUCAUUCCUCAUGUAUAAUGUGGGGUGGUCUCAAGCCCGAGUGGAUGAAGUUAUGGUUCCUUUGAUCAGAGAUAUGAACAAAAAGGCACGUGAAGGUACUCAAUCUACCAUCAAUGAGUUCUUCCCUGUGGGCCAUACCCAACUCCGUAAGGAUUUAAAGAUUGGGAAGAGGCUCAAGGCAGCUGCGAAUAAAAUGAAUAAACAGUGA